AUGGAGGCGCCCGGGGUGCUGAGCGAGCCGCAGCCGGGGACCUCGCAGGAGCAGCCGGGGCCGCGGCCGCGGAGGAGGAUUGAAGAGGAUCAAGACGAAGCAGUCUUUCGUGAAGUGGUCAGUUUCACCCCGGAUCCUCUGCCAGUUAGGUACUAUGACAAGGACACCACCAGCCCCAUCAGCUUUUACUUGUCGUCGCUGGAGGAACUCUUGGCGUGGACGCCCGACGUGGAGGACGGCUUUAACGUGGCCUUGGUGCCCUUCCAGAGUCGGCAGCCCCCCCUGAGCAGCCGGAGGCCCCGGACCUUGCUCUGCCAUGACAUGAUGGGCGGGUACCUGGAUGACAAGUUUAUUCAGGGCUCAGCGGCCCAGAACCCCUACACCUUCUACCACUGGCAACACAUCGACAUCUUUGUGUACUUCAGCCAUCAUAUGGUCACUGUCCCCCCAGUGGGCUGGAUCAACGCUGCCCACAGGCAUGGGGUCUGCGUGCUGGGCACGUUCAUCACCGAGUGGAAGGAGGGUGGACAGCUGUGCGAAGCCUUCCUGGCUGGGGACGAUCGCUCCUACCAGGCGGUGGCAGAUCGGCUGGUCCUCAUGGCUCAGUUUUUGCACUUUGACGGCUGGCUGAUCAACAUCGAAAACUCUCUGAGUCUGGCCGCCGUGGGGAACACGCCCCGCUUCCUUCAGUACCUGACCUCUCAGCUGCAUCAGCAGGUCCCGGGGGGCUUGGUGCUCUGGUAUGACAGCGUGGUGAGCACUGGGCAGCUCAGGUGGCAGGAUGAGCUGAACGAACACAACAGGGUCUUCUUCGACUCCUGUGACGGCAUCUUCACCAACUAUAACUGGCGGGAGGAGCACCUGGAGCGCAUGCAGGGCCAGGCUGGGGAGCGCCGGGCCGACGUCUACGUGGGCGUGGACGUGUUCGCCCGGGGGCACGUCGUGGGGGGCCGGUUCGACACCAACAAGUCGCUGGAGCUGAUCCGGAAGCACGGCUUCUCGGCUGCCCUGUUUGCGCCCGGCUGGGUGUACGAGUGUCUGGAGAAGACGGAUUUCUUCCAGAACCAGGACAGGUUCUGGAGUUUGCUGACUCGUUACCUGCCCACCCAUAGCAUCUGCUCCUUGCCCUUUGUCACCUCUUUCUGCCUGGGCUUGGGGACUCGCAGAGUCUGCUACGGCCAGGAGGAGGCGGUGGGGCCCUGGUACCACCCGAGCGCCCAGGAGCUCCAGCCCCUGUUUGGGGAGCACAGGCUGGAAGAGAAUGGCCGGGGCUCGGUGAAGACGUACAGCUGCCUGGCAGACGCCUGGAACGGGGGCAGCUCCCUGCUCAUCCGGGGGCUGAUGCCGCCCGAGAUCGGGCACGUGGCCGUGAGGUUAUUCUCCCUGCAGGUCCCAGCACCACCCAAAAUUUUCCUGUCCCUGGUGUAUAAGCUCGAAGGGUCGUCGAAUGUCGGGGUAGCUCUGGAGCUCACCACAGGGGAUGCAGGCAGCUGUCACGUCGGGGCCAUCUCAGUGUUGGAUGUAGGAACAAGCUCCAGGCACAGACCCCGACCCCUCCAGGAGCCCCCCACCAAGCUGGCCAGAUGGGCGGCCCACUGUGGCCAGCGGCUCAGUGGGGGCUGGGUCCAGCGCUGCUAUGAGCUGGGCCUGCGAGGCUGCCUCCUGCAGGACCUCUUCGUCAGCUUCUCUCGGCCCCCCGGCAGCCAGGACGCCGAGGACUUCGCCUGUCGCCUUGGAGAGAUCCAGGUGGUGGAUGCCGACAGCCUGCUGAGCCCUCUGCCCCACGUGCAGUCCACCUCGUUGUCCAGGGUCCACUGGCAGCGGGCGGCUCCCGAGGGGGCGGGCGCCCCGGCUGGGCUCCGGCUCAGCUGCACUCUGCACUGGUCCUACCCCCUGGCCCACGUCCGAUGCUUCCGGAUCCACUGCUACCAAGGGACGGGGGGCCGCGCUCCCGGCAGGGGGCCUCUGGGCCCCGAGAAGCCCACGCUCCUGGGUCUGGCUUUCGUUAACCAGUACCGGGUCGUGGGCCUGGCUGUGGCAGAGGCUGGGCCCGGCCAGGACGGCCGUGUGGAGUUCCUGGUGGAGCCUGUCCCCAGGGAGGGCUUCCUGGUGCCCCAGGCCGAGUGGGGCAGGGCAGCCAUGCUGUACUCCGUGCCGGGCACGUGAGCAAACGUCCAGCCUGCUCCACCGCACGGCGGGGGC
This is a messenger RNA of Molossus molossus (Pallas's mastiff bat), 2202 nucleotides long. It is a transcript of the gene ENGASE, whose product is annotated as endo-beta-N-acetylglucosaminidase. Gene Ontology annotation, biological process: protein deglycosylation. The transcript is spliced from 14 exons. Gene Ontology annotation, cellular component: cytoplasm. The record is from RefSeq and is a predicted model, not a curated record. Gene Ontology annotation, molecular function: mannosyl-glycoprotein endo-beta-N-acetylglucosaminidase activity. Bases 1 to 2166 code for a protein of 721 amino acids. Lineage: Eukaryota; Metazoa; Chordata; Mammalia; Chiroptera; Molossidae.